This is a messenger RNA of Alnus glutinosa, 2180 nucleotides long. Its product is annotated as long chain base biosynthesis protein 1. Gene Ontology annotation, biological process: ceramide biosynthetic process; sphingosine biosynthetic process. Gene Ontology annotation, molecular function: pyridoxal phosphate binding; serine C-palmitoyltransferase activity. Gene Ontology annotation, cellular component: endoplasmic reticulum. The coding region runs from base 368 to 1864 and encodes 498 amino acids. The record is from RefSeq and is a predicted model, not a curated record. Lineage: Eukaryota; Viridiplantae; Streptophyta; Magnoliopsida; Fagales; Betulaceae. The transcript has 13 exons.
ACGCACGGCCCCUUCUUUCUUUUUUUUCUUUUUUUCUUUUCUCAUUUCUUCUUUCGGAUUCUUCCUCUCCUCUUCCUCUUGACCGAACAGAACCAAGAGAGAGACCGAGAGAGAGACACAGAAAGACCGAGUUUGAGAGAGAGAUUCACCGAGUGAGAGAUCGAGAGGUCCGAUUUUUGGAUUGGGUCGUCUGUGGGUCGGAGCUGACGGCGCCGGGGGAGCCAAGGAGCGUUUUCCGACGUUUUUCUCGGUACCCAAACAAGGAGGAGCUCGUUUUUGGGAUCCAGGUCGCUAACACUAAGCCUUUUAUUGCAGUGACAAGUGUCAAGACAUUGUACUUACAGGAAGUGAGUAUUGUUGUCUAUUGAUGAUGUUUGAAGCCUCUCUGAAUCCCCAAAUUGAGAUAUCCAGUGCAAUGGCAUCAGCAGUUUUGAAAAUAGUGAAUACUACUAUAGAUUGGGUGACUUUUGCUUUAGAUGCCCCUUCUGCUCGAGCUGUUGUUUUUGGAGUGCAUAUCGGCGGGCAUUUAUUUGUGGAAGUUCUUCUUUUGGUGGUCAUCCUUUUCCUACUUUCCCAGAAAAGUUACAAGCCCCCUAAAAGGCCAUUAACAAUGAAGGAAAUGGAUGAGCUAUGUGAUGAAUGGGUUCCAGAACCCCUCAUUCCUUCUCUUACAGAAGAGAUGCAGAGCGAACCUCCCGUGUUGGAAAGUGCUGCAGGGCCGCAUACAGUAGUCAACGGCAAAGAAGUUGUCAAUUUUGCUUCAGCAAAUUAUCUUGGAUUGAUAGGACACGAGAAGUUGCUUGCAUCAUGUACCUCUGCAUUGGAGAAAUAUGGUGUUGGUUCAUGUGGUCCUCGUGGGUUCUACGGAACAAUCGAUGUACACCUUGAUUGUGAGGCCAGAAUAGCAAAGUUUUUGGGAACCCCUGAUUCAAUUCUCUAUUCAUAUGGACUUUCCACCAUGUUCAGUGCAAUUCCAGCUUUUGCCAAAAGAGGAGAUAUCAUUGUGGUGGAUGAGGGAGUACACUGGGGAAUACAAAAUGGCCUUCAUCUUUCUAGAAGCACAAUCGUGUAUUUCAAGCACAAUGAUAUGGAAUCUCUAAGAAAUACACUGGAGAAAGUCACUGCAGAGAAUGAGCGGGCUAAGAAAUUGCGGCGCUACAUUGUUGUUGAAGCUGUGUACCAGAAUUCUGGCCAAAUAGCUCCCUUAGACGAGAUCAUUAGAUUGAAGGAAAAAUAUAGGUUUCGUGUUUUAUUGGAUGAGAGCAACUCAUUUGGUGUGCUCGGCAGUUCUGGAAGAGGUAUCACCGAGUAUUUUGGGGUUCCGAUUGAGAAGAUAGAUAUUAUUACUGCUGCAAUGGGACAUGCAUUAGCCACAGAAGGAGGAUUCUGCACUGGAAGUGCCAGAGUCAUUGAUCACCAACGAUUGAGCAGUUCUGGAUAUGUUUUCUCUGCUUCUUUGCCCCCAUAUCUUGCGAGUGCUGCAAUAACUGCUAUUGAUGUCCUAGAGGAAAAUCCUGUUCUGUUAAAGAAACUGAAGGAAAACAUUGCUCUAUUAUGGAAAGGAUUGUCAGAUAUACCGGGCAUCUCGAUAGCAAGUAAUGUGGAAUCCCCCAUCGUUUUUCUCAAAUUAGAGAAGUCAACAGGUUCCAUGAAAAAUGAUCUAAUUCUUCUUGAAGAUAUCGCUGAUCGUGUUUUGAAGGAAGACUCCAUAUUUGUGGUGGCAUCCAAAAGAUCAACAGUAGAUAAAUGUCGCUUGGCUGUUGGAAUUAGAUUGUUCGUUUCUGCCGCCCAUUCAGAAUCUGAUCUGAAGAAGGCAUGUGAGUCAUUGAAAAGAGUUGCGGCAUUGGUGUUGAGGAGGAGUUAAAAUGAGUGGUGCAUGUCAAAUCUGCUCGACCUCAUUAGGCUUGUGUAGAUGGCCUUCAUUUGUUAGACGAUUUUGCAAUCUCAGUUAAAGCCUGUGUCUUCAUUGAUAAUUUAUGCAGUGAUUCUUGUGUGAUUAUUUUAGAAUUGCAGUUUUUUGCUCUUUAACUCCGUUGGGUAUGGUUAUUAAUUACAUACAUAUAUUCUUCUUGUUAUUGGGUUGAAAAUUGGGAUGUUGAUUGUUCACUGGACUGUGGACAGUUUUUUAAAUGUAACAAAUGUAGACAUUUAUUAUUCAUUUUUCAUUCUUCCGGAUCUCC